Molecule: messenger RNA, 1818 nt
Organism: Cavenderia fasciculata
Lineage: Eukaryota; Evosea; Eumycetozoa; Acytosteliales; Cavenderiaceae
Gene: dhak
Product: dihydroxyacetone kinase
Exons: 3
Coding region: 1-1818 (605 amino acids)
Biological process (GO): glycerol catabolic process
Cellular component (GO): cytosol
Molecular function (GO): glycerone kinase activity
Source: RefSeq, a predicted model, not a curated record
AUGAAGAAAAUCAUAAAUGAUGCUAAUAAUGUAGUGAAUGAUAUGAUUGAUGGGAUGAUCAUGUCUAAUCCAUUAAUCAAAAAAUUACUUAAUCAUAAUGUAAUAGUAAGAGCUGAUACACAACAGAAGAUAGGACUUUGUUUACUUACCACAUACAUUUGUCAAGUUAGAUCAACAUUAAAAGAUAGAGUAGCAUUGAUUAGUGGAGGUGGAUCAGGACAUGAACCAAGUCAUGCUGGUUUUGUUGGGAUGGGUAUGUUGAGUGCUGCAGUCCUCGGUGAUGUCUUUACAAGUCCGUCUCCUAGUCAUAUAGUAGCUGCUAUACAUGCUGUUACAGGUCGUCAAGGAUGUUUGUUGAUCGUCAAGAAUUAUACAGGUGAUCGACUAAACUUUGGUAUUGCAGCAGAGACUGCUAAUAGUCAAGGAUUCAAAGUAAGGAUUGUGAUUGUGGGAGACGACAUUUCAUCUCUUGAACUUGGUUCAAAUGAUGAUACAAAGAGACGUGGUGUAGCUGGAACUGUAUUAUUGCACAAGAUACUAGGUGCAAUGGCAGAACAGUGUAAACCAUUGGACGAAAUUGAAGCAAUGGCCAAACAGUUGUGCAAGUGUAUAUCGACACUUGGUGUUGGAUUGUCAUCAUGUACAAUACCUCGAGUUGGACAUCCAAGCUUUCAACUAGGUGAAAGUGAAAUUGAAAUUGGAUUAGGUAUACAUGGUGAACAAGGUAUCAAAAGACAAGAGAUGGUUGAUGCCAAAACAAUGGCAAAAACAAUACUCGACCGUCUACUACCCUACACAACAUCAAAUACAUUUAUCGUACUUCUCAAUAACCUUGGAUCAACAACCAACAUGGAACUAUCAAUCUUUACCAAACAAGUAUUAGAAUAUUUAAAUAAUGAUAAUAACAAAAAAUACUCAGUCAUUAGAUUCAUAAGUGGUACUCUAAUGACUGCUUUAGAAAUGUCUGGUAUUAGUUUAACUUUAUUAUCAAUUCCUGAUAAUAUAAAUCAAAAUAUUUUAUUAGAUUUAAUAGAUUUUAAAACAUUGGCAAUGGGAUGGCCUGUAAAUAGUGUAUUUACACCUCUAUCUUUAAAUGAUAAUAAUAUAUUUGAUUAUAAAGAGAUUCAAGAAGGAAAUGAAGAUGAAUUUAAAAAAUCGAUUACAAUUGAAAAGGUGGAUGCAGAUUUAAUUAAAACAAUGAUUGAAACUAGUUGUCAAACAUUGAUGGAUAAUUCAGAUGUAUUGACAGAAUUGGAUAGUAAAGUUGGGGAUGGUGAUUUGGGUAUUACUUUAGAUCGUGCAUCAAAGAGUGUAUUGGCAAAUUUAGAAUCAUUGGAUUUCACUAGACCUUGUUUUGCAUUUGGUGAAUUAUCAAAGAUACUAGUAUCUAAUCUAGGAGGUAGUAGUGGACCAUUUUAUGGGAUAUUUUUCCUUAAACUAUCUACUAGUCUUUUUGACCAAUUACAAUCAUCGUCGACGUCACAACCAACUCGAUUAAAUUGGAUUCAAGCAUUAAAAGAUGGAUGUGGUUCAAUUCAACAACUUGGUGGUGGUAAAGUUGGUGAUUGUACAAUGCUUGAUGCUCUUGUUCCUGCCAUUGAUUCUCUUUACAAAUUAGACCAUCAACAAUUGACAUCAACACCUCUAACACAACUCAUUAAUAUUGCUAGCGAUGCAGCACAUACUGGUUCAUUGUCUACAAUUGAAAUGGUAGCUAAAGUUGGUAGAGCUGCCUAUCUAGGUGAUAGAGCUCGUGGUACAAUGGAUCCAGGUGCUCAUGCUAUAGAUUUAUUAUUAUCAAAUUUGAAAAAUAAAUAA